AUGCGUAGCCAUGAAACAGCAGUGAAGGCCGUCGCGACUUCAGUUCGUGCCUUCUUUGCUCGAAAAGAAUCAUUUAGAAUUUAUCAUGGAUCGACAAAUAGCACAAGACCAAAUCAUCAAAAUCGCAUUGUUGAUAUCAGUAACCUCAGAAAUGUACUGAUGAUUGACCCGAUAGCUCGCACAGCACUUGUUGAGCCGAAUGUUCCUAUGGAUCGGCUUAUUGAGGCGACUUUGAAAUAUGAUCUCAUACCGCCAGUAGUGAUGGAAUUUCCUGGUAUUACUGUCGGCGGGGGGUAUGCGGGAUCUGCUGGGGAAAGCAGCUCAUUCAAACACGGAUAUUUUGACCAAACCGUCAAUUCCGUCGAAAUGGUACUGGCAAAUGGAGAAGUUGUCACAACAUCUCGUUCUCAAAAUGCAGAUCUGUUCAGAGGAGCUGCUGGUGCAAUGGGAACUUUGGGAAUAGCAACAUUGAUUGAAUUGCAGCUUAUUCCUGCCAAGAAAUUUGUUCAGCUGACUUAUGAGUCAAAGUCCUCGGUUCAUGAGACGAUUGAAGGAGUAAAGAAAGAAAUUGGAGAUUCCGCCAAUGACUAUGUCGAUGGUAUCUUGUUUUCCAAAGAUUUCGGCGUAGUAAUGACAGGGAAAUUGACGGACGAUAAGCCAGCUACUUUGAAAGAGCAAUCUUUCAGUCAUGCUAGAGAUCCCUGGUUUCACUUACAUAUCCAAGAGCGAAUGAAUAGCGAAUCUCAUAAGUCUUGCGUUGACUACAUACCAUUGGGCGAAUAUUUAUUUCGGUGGGACAGAGGUGGGUUCUGGAUGGGCCAUCAAGCAUUUCAAUAUUUUCCAUUUGUUCCAUUCAAUCGAUGGUCUCGAUGGUUUUUAGACGACUUUAUGCACACCCGGAUGCUAUAUCGUGCUCUACAUGGUACUGGUCACUCAUUCGAGCAUAUCGUACAGGACCUUUCACUUCCAUAUUCUACAGCGGAGGAAUUCAUUGACUACUCAGCAGCUGAGUUAAACAUAUGGCCUAUGUGGCUAUGUCCUUUACGAGAGAUACAAGCGCCAACAUUCCACCCCUCAACUACAUUACCUGGUCCAAUUAAAGAUGCAAAACCGAUGCUCAACAUCGGUCUCUGGGGUCCAGGAUCUAAGAACCGAGAUGAAUUCUUCCGGCAAAAUCGUCAAUUGGAGAAAAAACUUGCGGAUUUGCGGGGCUUCAAAGUUCUGUACUCUCACACCUAUUAUACGGAGACAGAAUUCUGGGAGUUGUAUGACAGGAAGUGGUACGAAGACUUGCGGUCAAAGUACUCGGCUACAUCUUUGCCUACAGUUUACGACAAAGUGAAGGUAGAUAUGUCAAAAUUCUCGGGGGUCAAGUUAUCUUGGUAUGAGUGGAUAUUGAAACUAUGGCCGGUGGCUGGGCUAGUAGGUAUAAGGUCUGCUAUACGUAGCAGAGACUACUUGUUGCACAGGAAGCCACUAUGGAGAGAAAGGAUGACUAUUCAGAAGCCUUGA
Molecule: messenger RNA, 1512 nt
Organism: Botrytis byssoidea
Lineage: Eukaryota; Fungi; Ascomycota; Leotiomycetes; Helotiales; Sclerotiniaceae
Exons: 1
Coding region: 1-1512 (503 amino acids)
Biological process (GO): steroid metabolic process
Cellular component (GO): cytoplasm; membrane
Molecular function (GO): Delta24(24-1) sterol reductase activity; FAD binding
Source: RefSeq, a predicted model, not a curated record